Molecule: messenger RNA, 666 nt
Organism: Gongylonema pulchrum
Lineage: Eukaryota; Metazoa; Nematoda; Chromadorea; Rhabditida; Gongylonematidae
Source: the annotation of a GenBank genome assembly
UCCUGUAUUUACAAUCCUGUUUGCAGCCAAAACAAUAUCGUCGAUGUGACGCCAAGUCUGGAAAAAGUGAAUCGGAACUGCGCGAGCUCCAAAGAAGUCGAGGAAACGCAGAGUGGUUCCGCUAGUUACCCGAAUCGUCUAGCAGCUGGUGGUUCCACCACCUGUGCCGCUGAAGAAGGACGAGCAGUUGCUGCCAAGGAACAGAAAAAACAGGAAUUCAAAAAGAAGCAGGAUUCGGGACCGGGUUCUAUGCAAACCGAGCAAAUUAGCGACUUGUCGAGCUAUAAUUAUUCAUGCAAUUCGGAAGCUCCAGCAAUUCCAGCUCGCCGAAGCCGUUUCAGCACGAAAAUGCUUGCGAAACCAGGGCACUGGAAAUGUGGAGAGUCUCAAACAAGCAAACAUCCCGCAAUACUUCCUGAAUUCGGCAACACUGCUGCACCAGAACAGCUAUGCGUCAAGCGACAUUUAAAUGAAGUGUGGAAAAUUGUGCGAAAUGUGAAUGAGUUUGACAAUCUUGUUGCACCGCUCGCUGCUGCUCAUCUUUCAGCGAAGUCGGAUGAAGCAGGACCACAGCAGCGGCAGAAAGGAGGAAGACACGUACGACUGAAAGACGAGCCAGUGGUCCCGAAGAAUCGCCAGAAGACCGAAGCAGCGAGAUACCAUUGA